AAUGGUAGCAGAGCGUAAAAUAUAAAGAUUCCGGCCUAGAAACAAUUCAAUUAUUUCGCGUUGUGAUUAAAAGUUGAAAGUCAUUUGAGGUACAAAGACGUAACGGUUGUAAUUGUGAACUUUGAUCGGCAGAACAAUUGUGUAGGCACCGAGAAGCCUUAAAUCAUCGUGGACCUAGUAGUUCAAUUGUGUAGGCACCGAGAAGCCUUACGUCAUCGUGCACCUAGUAGUUUAAUUGCGUAGGCACCGCGAAGCCCUAAUUUCGAACAGUGAUCAAAGACAAGCGAAAAGUUCUUUGAAAGGAUUUGUACGAACAGAGCACAAUAGGCAAGCGAAGCGCCUCGAAGUUUCGUGAAUGGUGUGAAAAUCUAGGCCCCCAGGCCUCAGGUUUUCGUGAUUGGCAUUCGAGUUUCGUGAAUCCAGUCAAGUGAGCAGCUGUGAAUAGGCAGAACGAGUCGAUUCAUCGCUACACAAAGGGAGCGUCAAGUUCCAGAACGGUCAAUGUUGGUAAAUGCGAGUUACAAGGACGCUGGCAUUAAUACAGAUAAGUAUUUCGACUAAGAAUUACCUGAAUUGAUACCCAGAUCGCAACGAAAUUCGUCCGUAUUGGGAUUGAUAGAGCUAACGGUAAUUCGUAGAUGUUGGGUUUGUCGAUUGUCGGUUCGUGAACUUUGGACUGAGAUAAGUAAUCGGACCUUGACCUUGAUCGAGCGUUUUUAAUUUUGAGCGUCGAUGAAUCGGAUGUUGGACUAUGAGUUGUUAUCGAAUUUACCAGAACUUAAGCCGAUUGAAGUGAUCGUUAUUUCUCUAUUAACUUUGUAAUUAAUUUCUGCGUCUAACGUAUGAACUUUGGUAGAGUCAAGCGAUUAUUAAAUUAUUGAGUAACGGUAAUUUGGGUUAGCACGAUGAGUUUAAAGAAGCAGCAGUCCCAGUUGAAUCAAUUCACUCGAACGGUGACUUUCUGCAAAGCCAUUCCUGUUGGAACUACGAUUAACGAGCUAAUUCAACGAUUGGAGAACGUCAAGCAAUUGUUCACCGAAUUUAAGCAAAAUCAAGAGCAAGUGGAGGAGAGUUGUGGCGAGGACAACAUUGAUGUUCAAUUUACAAUGAGAGGACAAGUUGAGGAUUAUUUCUUCUACUGUUGUUCGAGGUUCAAUGAAGCUAUAGAUUACCUCAAGGCCAAGAAACAGGAUAAAGACAAAGAACAUGCGAAUAAGAACGCUCCAAGUCAGCAGCAAGAGGUUAAAUUACCACGAAUAGAACUCACGCCGUUUUCUGGUCUAUACGAGGAUUGGACUUCGUUCAAAGAUUUAUAUACAACGCUUAUUCACGACAACAAGAGCAUUGCGAAUGAUCAGAAGCUGCAUUACCUGAAGACGAAUGUAGAGGGCGAUGCAUAUGGUUUACUGAAAUCAAUUAACGUCACUGAAGCUAAUUAUCCGGAUGCGUGGAAGAAGUUAAUGGAUCGAUAUGAACACAAGAGAUACAUCGUCGAUUCGCUACUGAAGAGAUUUUUCGAGCAGCCGGCAGUUACGUGCGAAAAUCAUUCUGAGAUAAAAGCGCUUAUCGAUAAGUCAUCUGAGAUUGUCCAAGGACUUAAAGUACAGGGUUUACCAGUAAAUCAAUGGGAUACGAUUUUAGUCUAUGUUGUCGUGUCCAAAUUAGACGGAGAGACCCACAAGCAUUGGGAGCUACGUCUGAAAAAGGAUGAAUUACCUACAUUUUCGGAUCUGCAGGAAUUUCUCGAAGCUAGGAGGCAGUCGUUGGAAAUGAUCAGCGGUAGCAAUGUGCCGAGUAGCCAACCGAAGAGCAGUAUAGCUACGAUCAAGCCGAAUCAAUCAGGUGGACUUAAGAGAUCCAAUUCGAACGUUCAAAAUCAACCCAAUGGAUGCGCUUGCUGUUCGAGUGUAGACCACACGAUAGGUUCGUGCCCUAGAUAUGUGAAAUUGGAUUUAGAAAGUCGGUUGCAAUUCAUCAAGUCAAAGAAUCUUUGCUUCAAUUGUCUCAGAGUUGGUCAUUCAUUGAAGAACUGCAAGAGUAGGAGCACAUGUCAGCAGUGUCAUAAAAAUCAUCAUACCAGCAUCCACAACGAUAAGAGGGUUAGUGUGAUGACGAGCGAAAGAGCGUUAAAGUUGGACGAAACAUCUGAUAUACCGAGACCCAGGAAAUUAGAUUUGUUGGCCACUGCGGUUGUUCAUAUUUUCGACAAAUUUGGCGAAGUCACAGCUGUGAAAACCCUUAUUGAUCAAGGAUCUGAGAACGCAAUUAUCAAGUCGGGACUAGCGAAACGACUGGGUUUCGAACGUUCCACAUAUUUUUCAAGUGUUAAGGGUAUCGGAGAUAUUCCUGUGGAAUCAGAACCUGUUUUGUUCACGUUUAGAAUUGGUUCUUGUGUUAUUCCAUCGUUUACCAUGGAAGUGGAAGCCAUUAGCAUGGAAUAGAUUACAGGAGAUA
This is a messenger RNA of Bradysia coprophila, 2454 nucleotides long. RefSeq lists its product as uncharacterized. Lineage: Eukaryota; Metazoa; Arthropoda; Insecta; Diptera; Sciaridae. The record is from RefSeq and is a predicted model, not a curated record.